CAUUCAUUCAUAGCAUCAAUACCCCAAUUAAAUCAUGUUCUUCAAAUACGCCGUUUUUGCAACUUUGGUUGCUGCCAUUUCGUGCGAUGUUUCGCACCUGCAAAGGCCAUCCACGCAUUUGCUGACACCAUUCCCGGCAUUUAAACCCGCUCGUGUCAACACAUUCCAACAACCAAGGCCCGUCUACUAUACCACUCCAGCCCCUGUUUACUACAAGAGCCAAGAAGCCAACUUCCAAAUCAAGAAACAUGAUUCUCACAUCAAAAACGACGGAUCUUACCAAUACUCUUAUGAGACUGAAAAUGGAAUUUCCGCGCAUGAAAACGGAUACGCCGUUCCAGUAGGACAGAACCAAAUUGCUACCGUCGCUCAGGGCUCUUUCCAAUGGACUUCUCCUGAAGGAAAACCAAUCCUCAUUUCUUACGUUGCCGAUGAGAACGGUUACAGGCCAGAGGGAGAUUUGCCAACACCACCACCAAUCCCAGCUGCCAUCCAGAGAGCUCUGGAUUGGAUCGCAGCACACCCACAGCCAACUGAACCAAAAAGGAGAUUCUAA
Messenger RNA from Nicrophorus vespilloides, 556 nucleotides. Its product is annotated as endocuticle structural glycoprotein SgAbd-2-like. Gene Ontology annotation, molecular function: structural constituent of chitin-based larval cuticle. The record is from RefSeq and is a predicted model, not a curated record. The transcript is spliced from 3 exons. Lineage: Eukaryota; Metazoa; Arthropoda; Insecta; Coleoptera; Silphidae. Gene Ontology annotation, cellular component: chitin-based extracellular matrix. The coding region runs from base 35 to 556 and encodes 173 amino acids.